CGUGAGCAGAGACACCUACGAAAGUGAAUUUGACAAGUCAACUUGUUGAGGCAAGAUCUCUGGGUGGAAUUCUGGCAGAAGCAGUAACGACAGGAUCAGCACGCAUGACACUUUAAAUGCUGUUGACUUCAAGGCAGACUAUUAACAAUUAAAGGGGGAGGCAGUAUAUACAAUAACAAAUGCAGACAGAUUAUACUGUGGUGCUGCAUAACUGAGCUGGAUGGCAGCUCCUCCGUUACAUCCACCAUGUGCUGCUCCAGGACUGCUGCUGCUGCUGCUGCUGAUAGGAGCAACUCUCACCCACCUGCCUCAAGUAAGCGCAAGACCGAUAGCCUUUUGGUGUAACACUGACGCUAGACAGCACCUGAUGAUGAAUUUCAAACUUGAGGGUAACUGCUCUGACACCCUGCUCUCUACUGUUGAUGUGCCAAGAGUGGGGGUAAAUUCGGCAGAAUAUAAAAAUUACACAUUACAGGAAACACUGUCUGAAGUGCUGCAGAACUUCCAGGCAUUCCAAAAAACUGUCAAACAUCUUAGUAAUCAAACCGGCGUGGAGUGUGAGGACUUUCUGAAGAGAUUUAAUUACAGUAUUAAGCAUUAUGUGAUGAUUCUCAAACAUCACCCACAGAAAAACGGCCCUUUGCCUACUCCAGCUUUACCUCAAAAAUGGGAUGGAACACAGAAACUUAGUGUAAUCUGGAAGAUAUACAACAGGCUAGUCACAAAGAAGCUGGAAGCUGUUGCUUUGAAAACUGAGUGCAGUCAUAACAAGAAAAGGAGUGUAAGGCAACUUUAACCAAAAGGACCCUAAUUGUAUAACUGUGUUACCUCGGACCAGAUUCGACACAAAGUUGAAGCCAGAGGAUGCGUCAUGGUGACAAAGAUGCAAAAGCACUUGGAAUGGACCUAUAGGACUCAAUCUCCAGUCAAGGAUGAAGAAGCACAAACCAAUAUAGCAGAACUGAAUCGUAGGGUGCACAAUGAGGACAUACAUAUUUAUUGGGACGUCAGAUGCUCUUCUAUGGAUUCCUGUUUCACAGCACUGGUUUCUACAUUUGGGAUUGAGGGUUCUGGUGUUUUGGAGCCACAAUGACUUGCUGUACGUCAUUAAUAUGUGACAAACUUCCAUUUGGCAGCAACUACAAAUCCUGAAUGUAUCCUGAAUAAUCUUGGAAAUGCAAUUUCAGGAUUUAUUUUAUAUAAUACCAUGCUAAUAUUUGCAACAGAGCAAAUGAGGGACACAGAC
This is a messenger RNA of Gambusia affinis (western mosquitofish), 1246 nucleotides long. RefSeq names its product thrombopoietin (gene thpo). Bases 221 to 796 code for a protein of 191 amino acids. The record is from RefSeq and is a predicted model, not a curated record. The transcript has 4 exons. Lineage: Eukaryota; Metazoa; Chordata; Actinopteri; Cyprinodontiformes; Poeciliidae.